Molecule: messenger RNA, 3410 nt
Organism: Prunus dulcis (almond)
Lineage: Eukaryota; Viridiplantae; Streptophyta; Magnoliopsida; Rosales; Rosaceae
Product: laccase-21-like
Exons: 14
Coding region: 24-3410 (1128 amino acids)
Biological process (GO): lignin catabolic process
Cellular component (GO): apoplast
Molecular function (GO): copper ion binding; hydroquinone:oxygen oxidoreductase activity
Source: RefSeq, a predicted model, not a curated record
AACCUGAAGAACACACAAGGAAAAUGGGGUUCUAUAACAAAAUGAGUUGGGUCUUGGCUUUUUUAGGGUUUAUGUUCUUGGGUGGGAUUUCCAACGCCAAUGGAGCUAUUCAUCAUUAUGAUUUUGUUCUGAAAGAAACAAAUUUUACAAGGCUUUGCAGCACAAAGAGCAUCUUAACUGUAAAUGGCAGUUUGCCGGGGCCGACGAUCACUGUUCGGAAAGGAGACACUGCUUUUGUCAAUGUCCACAACCAGGGAUUAUAUGGUCUCACAAUUCAUUGGCAUGGAGUGAAGCAACCAAGAAAUCCAUGGUCAGAUGGACCUGAGAACGUAACUCAGUGCCCUAUUCCAGCAGGAACAAACUUUACAUACGAAGUUAUCUUCUCCAAUGAAGAAGGAACUUUAUGGUGGCAUGCUCACAGUGAUUGGACACGUGCCACCGUCUAUGGUGCCAUCGUUAUUCUACCAGCGCUCAACACGACCUAUCCAUUUGCAACACCAGAUGCACAAGAAACACUUGUUCUAGCCUCCUGGUUCAAGGGAGAUGUGAUGGAAAUAAUUGAAGAGGCUCUCGCAUCAGGUGGCGAUCCAAACAUCUCAGAUGCCUUCCUAAUCAAUGGCCAGCCCGGAGAUUUGUAUGAUUGUUCCAAUGAAACAACAUAUCGUUUGUUGGUUGAUUAUGGAAAGACCUAUCUUCUCCGAGUCAUCAAUGCCGUGAUGAACGAAGAACAAUUCUUUGCCAUUGCCAACCACACCCUCACAGUGGUAGCUCAAGAUGCUGCCUACAUAAAACCUAUAACCACCUCUUACAUCAUGAUAACUCCAGGCCAAACCAUGGACAUUUUGGUCACUGCAAACCAGCCUCUCAGCCACUAUUACAUUGCUUCUAAGGCUUUUGUUGAUGGGGUCGUUCCAUUCAACAACAGCACCACCACUGCCAUUGUUCAAUACAACGGCAACUACAGCGCCCCAUCCACCCCUUCCUUUCCGACUCUUCCCGAUUACGACAACCAAACGGCCGCUGACAACUUCACUAACCAAAUAAGGGCAUUGGCAAGCAAAGAACACCCUAUUAGUGUCCCAUUAGAAAUCCAUUCAAAGAUCAUUAUCUCUAUUGCCAUAAAUGAGAGAAUUUGUCCCAACUCUAAUUGUAGUGGCCCGAAUAACAAUGCGAUUUCUGCAAGUUUAAACAACAUCAGUUUCGAGCUCCCAUCUAUUGACAUAUUGCAAGCAUACUAUGGGGGAAAUAACAAUGGAGUUUAUAGAACUAGUUUCCCGAAUAAGCCACCUUAUUAUUUCAACUUCACCGGAGACGUCGGUAACAACACACUAUACCCGAACUUUGGGACGAGAGUGAGGAUGAUCAAAUAUGGUGAAGGAGUUGAGAUAGUCUUCCAAGGGACCAACAUCAUUGCCCCUGAGAACCAUCCAAUGCAUCUCCAUGGUUUCAGCUUCUAUGUGGUUGGAACUGGCUAUGGGAACUUCAACAGUACGACGUCGCCUAAGACCUACAAUUUGGAUGAUCCACCAGAAGUAAACACUAUUGGAGUUCCAAAGAAUGGAUGGACUGCCAUCAGAUUUGUAGCUGACAAUCCUGGAGUAUGGUUCAUGCACUGCCAUUUGGAAAGGCAUUCCAGCUGGGGAAUGGACACUGUGCUCAUUGUGAGGAAUGGAAACACUACUGAAAGCACGAUUCGCCCACCACCUCCAGCAAUGGCAGGAGGAAGAAGAAAGAAGAAAAAGAUGGAGAUUAAAGACACCAAUUUCACAAAGUUAUGUAGCACGAAGAGUGCAUUGACUGUGAAUGAGAGCUUUCCAGGGCCGAUCAUCCGAGCUCAAAAAGGGGAUACGGUCUACGUGAAUGUUUACAAUGAAGGAAGAUAUGGUGUCACUCUACACUGGCAUGGAAUAAAGCAACCAAGAAACCCGUGGUUCGAUGGACCUGAGUAUGUUACACAAUGCCCUAUUCAACCAGGAACAAACUUCACCUACCAAAUUUUACUUUCUUCAGAAGAAGGUACGUUGUUUUGGCAUGCCCACAGCGAUUGGAGUAGGGCUACAGUGCAUGGAGCCUUUGUCAUCUUGCCAGCAAAUGGUACCAGUUAUCCAUUUCCAAAGCCAGAUGGAGAACAAGUUAUUUUAUUUGCAUCAUGGUAUAAAGAGGAUGUAAUGACAUUGUUGGAUGAGACUCUCAAAUCUGGUGGACUAACAACAUCGUCAGAUUCUUAUACCAUCAACGGCGAACCUGGAGACUUUUAUUUAUGCUCCAACGAAACAACAUAUCGAAUGUCGGUUGAUUAUGGAAAGACCUAUCUUCUCCGAAUAGUGAAUUCGGUACAAAAUGUAGACAUGUUCUUUGCCAUUGCCGAUCACAAUCUCACAGUUGUAGGAGCGGAUGGUGCCUAUGUCAAACCUAUAGUUACCUCCUACAUAAUGAUCACCCCAGGACAAACAAUGGAUGUUUUAGUCACAGCAAAGCAAUCCCUUGGCCUUUACUAUAUGCUUGCAAGCCCUUACUAUGAUGGAGAGGCUGAUGACUUUGACAAAAGCAUGGCCAGUGCCAUAUUCCAAUACAACGGAAACUACACUCCUCCAUCAUCACCCAUCUAUCCAACCUACCUUCCUGGUUAUUACGACAUCGAUUCUGCGAGAAAAUUUGUUACACAAUUCAGGAGUUUGGCAUCUGCAGAGCAUCCGGUUGACGUUCCUCUAAAUGUCACCACCCGAAUGUUUAUAACCAUUUCUAUUGGCAUGCUGCACUGUCCAAACAACUCAUGUGCUGGGCCUGAAGGAAACAGGAUUGCUUCUGGCUUAAACAACAUCAGCUUUGCCGACCCUGCUGUUGAUGUGUUGCAAGCAUACUACAGGAACAUAAGUGGAUAUUACGACGCAAGUUUUCCAGACGAACCACCUAAUCUAUUCAACUUCACCGCAGAGGACUUGACAACAGACAAUUACACCAUAACCAGUCGGGCUACGAGGGUGAAGAUGUUGGAUUAUAAUGCCACAGUGGAGAUAAUAUUCCAAGGGACUAAUAUCAUGGAUUCAGGAGAGAAUCAUCCAGUUCAUUUGCAUGGAUUCAGAUUUUAUGUCAUCGGAUCUGGUUUAGGAAAUUUCAACAACGUGACCGAUCCAUUAACUUACAACUUGGUUGAUCCACCUGAAGUUAAUACCUUCCCAGUCCCUAAGGACGGUUGGGCCACCAUCAGAUUCAUAGCCAACAAUCCAGGGGUGUGGUUCAUGCACUGUCAUUUUGAUCGACAUAUGAGCUGGGGAAUGGAUACUGUUUUCAUCGUUAAGAAUGGAGGGACCAAUGAAACAAGUAUUCGUCCUCCGCCAGAUUACUUGCCGGCUUGUAGCAAAAAUUCACUGUUUGGUGCCGAUCAGUCGAUGUUGCAGAUGGGAGAGUGA